This is a messenger RNA of Quercus lobata, 2304 nucleotides long. Its product is annotated as potassium transporter 5-like. Lineage: Eukaryota; Viridiplantae; Streptophyta; Magnoliopsida; Fagales; Fagaceae. The record is from RefSeq and is a predicted model, not a curated record. The transcript has 8 exons. Bases 1 to 2304 code for a protein of 767 amino acids. Gene Ontology annotation, biological process: potassium ion transmembrane transport. Gene Ontology annotation, cellular component: membrane. Gene Ontology annotation, molecular function: potassium ion transmembrane transporter activity.
AUGGCUGACGAUGCAGUAUUAGACGCCAUUACAAACGAAACCAAGGAGGAAGUUUCUCAAGAUCAAGAGCUCAAGGAGAGGAAAUUUUCAUGGCAAAAGUUACGCAGAUAUGACUCUUUGGACAUCGAGUCCCGCAGCUUUCAUGGUCCUCAUCAUGACCAUCACUCCAAGGCUAUGGAUUGGUCAACGAUCGUGCAUCUAGCAUUUCAAAGUAUUGGAGUGGUGUACGGGGAUGUUGGUACAUCACCGCUAUACGUGUAUACCAGCACCUUCCCCAAUGGUAUCUCGCACAACGACGAUAUCCUAGGAGUACUUUCUUUGAUCUUCUAUACCAUCACCUUAAUUACUCUCAUCAAGUACGUGUUGAUUGUUUUAAGGGCUAACGAUAAUGGCGAAGGUGGGACGUUUGCGUUAUACUCUCUCUUAUGCCGCUAUGCCAAGGUUGGUUUUAUUCCGAAUCAACAAGCUGAGGACCAUGAAGUGUCAAAUUAUGAGCUUGAAGUGCCAAAUGGUCGUGUACGGAUGGCAUCGUGGCUCAAGUCUACGCUAGAGAACAGCAAAUUUGCAAAGCAAAUCUUAUUGUUUGCCACAAUGCUUGGAACUUCCAUGUUGAUUGGGGACGGUGUUCUUACUCCUUGUAUCUCAGUUUUGUCGGCUGUGGGAGGAAUCCGGAUAGAAUCAACUAAAGUAACACAAGAUAUGGUUGUUUGGAUAUCAGUGGUUAUAUUGAUUGUGCUAUUCGCGGUUCAAAGACUUGGAACUGAUAAAGUAGGCUAUACCUUUGCUCCGAUAAUUUGCAUUUGGUUUACAUUUAUUGGCGGCAUUGGCGUCUACAAUUUCAUCAAAUAUGACCCUGCUGUAGCUAAGGCAAUAAAUCCAUACUAUAUUAUAGAUUAUUUUCGGAGGAAUAAAAAAGAUGCUUGGGUUUCCCUUGGUGGUGUUGUCCUUGCCAUAACAGGAACUGAGGCUUUAUUUGCUGAUCUUGGUCACUUCUCAGUUCGAUCCAUUCAAAUAAGCAUGUGCUGUGUGACCUAUCCAGCUCUUAUAUUGGCAUACACUGGACAAGCAUCCUUCCUUCGCAAGCACAAUGAUCUUGUUGCUACUGCCUUUUACAAAUCCAUACCAGGACCUCUAUAUUGGCCAACUUUUGUGGUGGCUGUGUUAGCAUCAAUUAUAGCAAGCCAAGCCAUAAUAUCAGGGACUUUCUCUAUAAUACAACAAUCCCUCUCUCUAGGGUGUUUCCCUCGAGUGAAAGUAAUCCACACAUCAACGAAGUAUGAAGGACAAGUUUAUGUACCUGAAGCUAAUUACCUUCUUAUGGUGGCUUGUGUAGCAGUCACUUUGGGUUUUAGGACAACAACUAACAUUGGCAAUGCCUAUGGGAUAGCAGUGGUUUUUGUAAUGACCCUCACAUCAUGCUUCAUAGCUCUAGUGAUGAUCAUGAUAUGGAAAACCCACAUACUUCUCAUAAUUUCAUACAUUCUUAUCAUUGGCAGUGUAGAGCUUGUAUAUUUAAGUUCAGUCCUCUACAAAUUUGACCAAGGAGGAUAUCUUCCCCUAGCAUUCGCAACAGUCCUAAUGACUGUAAUGUAUACUUGGAACAGUGUUUUCAGGAGAAAGUAUGAUUAUGAGCUUAAGCAUAAGAUUUCCCCAGAGACGUUAAAGGAAGUAGUUGCUAACACAAGCCUUUGUCGAAUACCUGGACUUGCCCUGUUCUACUCAGAGCUUGUUCAAGGCAUCCCACCAAUUUUCAAGCACUAUGUGGCGAAUGUGCCCGCAUUGCACACUGUCCUUGUUUUCAUCUCCAUCAAGUCACUUCCCAUAAGCAAGGUUCCAGUGAAAGAGCGUUUCCUAUUUCGCCAAGUAGAGCCUAAAGAGCUUAAUGUGUUUCGCUGCGUUGUUAGAUAUGGAUACACAGAUGUGCAAAAUGAGCAAGAGCCCUUUGAAAAGGUUUUGAUAGAAAACUUGAAGUUCUUUAUUGCAGAGAAUUUAUGGUUGUCCAAAAAUGUGCAGAAUAAUAAUGUUGAGAACGAUGGAGAUACACUGGAUGAGAGGCAUGUUGAAGAGGAUCAAUCAGAGGAAUUUGAAAGACAGAUUGAGACUGUGGACAAGGCAUGGCAUGCUGGUAUUGUUCACUUCAUUGGUGAGACUGAUGUGGUUGCUGCAAAAGGAGCCAGUGUUGCAAAGAGAAUUUUGAUAGAUUAUGCUUAUACUUUCAUGAAAAGAAAUUUAAGAGAAAGUGAAAAAGUGCUUGAUAUUCCUCACAAGCGUAUGCUGAAAGUGGGUAUGACUUAUGAACUUUAA